Messenger RNA from Dinoponera quadriceps, 2431 nucleotides. RefSeq names its product glutathione-specific gamma-glutamylcyclotransferase 1. Gene Ontology annotation, molecular function: glutathione specific gamma-glutamylcyclotransferase activity; gamma-glutamylcyclotransferase activity. The transcript is spliced from 4 exons. The record is from RefSeq and is a predicted model, not a curated record. Gene Ontology annotation, biological process: glutathione catabolic process. Bases 1103 to 1822 code for a protein of 239 amino acids. Lineage: Eukaryota; Metazoa; Arthropoda; Insecta; Hymenoptera; Formicidae. Gene Ontology annotation, cellular component: cytoplasm.
GUCUAGUUCAGUGAACGAAAGCGCGUCAGUGGGAAGCCGACAGUCCCCGUCGAAUCUUGACGUGGAGCGCGCGCUGUAUCUAUUUCGAAGGCCUCCAAAAUUACGGGUCAAAGUUACUUGGUUGUUCGAAAAAGGAUAAAUUCUAAAAAAUCCAUUUCUUCGGAGCGGACGUUGCUCGAACGAGUGAUUUAAGAUAGAGAUUUGUCCUCAGUGAACAGUUCUCGUGAUUUUCUUGAAGAAAACGAUUAAAAAAGCAACGCGACUGAAGAAGAAGAAGAAGAGAUGGCUACACGUGCAACGCUAUGGAAUUCACCGGUUGACGUCACCUAGUUAGUUAAUCGUAGUCGCGAAUUGAUAGAUUGGAGUCGCCAUCCCGAGUUCACCGUGAGGGAUUCGCAGCGCGCUGAUUAGCGCGAAUUGACGCAACCACCGUUGUUGAGGGUGAGGUCAGAAAGGGAAAAGUCAGUGGUGAAUCGAUGAAGCACUGUGAUAAGCGAUGAUCUAUCGCACAAAGAUCGAGAUUUUACACGUCAGAUCCCGAUGAACUUUAGAAUUAAUAGAACAGAAUUGAAUUUCUGUAAGAUUGCGAUAGAAGAUUGCAGAUCGAUAAAAUCCUCUCGAUACGGCUGUGAAAGUCUCCUUGCUACAGCGAGAAGAGAUAUUCGAAAGAUUUUCCGAGUAAAAACGAAUUUUUUCGUUAAUUUAACCGAAGUGAAAAACGAUUAUUUUAAUUUAAAACUAUAAUUUAGACAAAACGACUUCUUUGGGGGACUUUUGAGGCCGCUUAGGAUCAACGGAUCAAUUUUUAUUAAUAAAUUUCGCUCGACGUCACACACUAUGAAUGUUACUGCAUUGCUCUUUCCAUAAAAUCAUUGUUACGAUCGCUUUACAAUUUUUGAUAAGCCUUGUUAAUGGAAAACGACUCCCGUCAUGAUCGGCGAAUGUGUAUAAUACGAAGAAUUCAUCAACGUUGUUAAAUAUUUUGAGUUAGAACUCUGCGUAAAAAAACGAAGAAGAGAGAAAGAAGGAAAAAAGAAAAAACGUGAAAAGAGACAUCGUUUAUCCACUCUGCCUGACUUUUUUUCUUCGAGAAAGUGCGAACAUGGCUAAUAAUAACGCGCUUUGGGUAUUCGGAUAUGGAUCGCUUUGUUGGCAUCCCGGCUUCUCGUACAGCAAAAGCAUUGCCGGUUAUGUCAAGGGCUUCAAAAGACGUUUUUGGCAAGGCAACACAACACAUCGUGGAACGGUGGAAAAGCCCGGUCGAGUCGCCACAUUAAUCGAAGACAGAGAGGACACGGUUUACGGGCGGGCGUUUCAAAUUCAGGACAGCGCAGCGCUGCCCUAUUUGGAAAAUCGAGAGUGCGCUCUGGGGGGAUAUCUGACGAUCAUAGCGACGUUUCACAGCCGGGACGGUGCCAAGCAAAUCCCCGUUGUGAUUUAUAUCGCCACCAGCGAGAACGAGCUCUGGCUCGGCGAUGCGCCGCUGCAGACCAUAGCGCGUCAAAUCACCGAGUGUUCCGGCCCGAGCGGACACAACGUCGAGUACCUGUUACGAUUGGCGGAGUUCAUGCACCGUUACUUGCCGGAGGUGUACGACGAACAUCUCUUUACGUUGGAGCUGCUGGUACGUUCCAGGAUAAAGGAAGAGAACAUGUGCCUGGCGACGCUGAUGGGAAACCGCGACUUCGUCAUCGAUCUCGAGGACACGGAAGCGGCGGUUCGCGCGGAGGAUCAGCCGGACGGCAACGAGCAGUCCCGCGGGAACUUAUUACAGUUUAGUGCGCGAAUAGCACCGAAGACUCUACGCUGCCUGAAGAUGUAGUCAAUCGCACUGUGUAAUACAAUAAUUGUACUAUACAGUUCCCCCGAUCACGAACCCUGUUUGAUAAACGAUCAGUAAGAAACAACCUAUCACGUUCGUUGACAGAGUUCAUUUGGGCAAUCCUCCCCACGGAUCAUCAUCCGUCCUUUUUUAUUUAUUUCUAUAUGAUUGUAUAAAAUAUGAUUGUAUAAAAUAGAUAUUUGAUUCGUUAAUGUGAAUAUGUCACACUGCUAACGAACGUGUUAUUUUUCCGUAAACGCACAUUCAAUGCACAAAUUGUUUCGAUAACGACAAGCAGCGUCCCUAGAAGAAUGUAAACUGUGAAGGAUAGAUCUGUUGUUAGAUUUUUUACAUUUUUACGACUCCCUUGGAAAGGUAACGAUAAAAGUAUAAAGACACGAGAAGCGUGCACGGGUGUCUUGGUGCUCUAUUUAAUAUUAAUAUUAUUGUGUGUGGGAGGGUAUAAAUGUCCAUCAUAUAUAUUGCAUUUCGCAAUAUAAUAUAGUACCCCAAGACAUCCGUGGUCGCUCUAUACUUCCAUUAGAUCUGUUAUUCUCUUGAGAAUAGUACAUUGAAAAAAAAAUUACUACGUUCAAAUAAAUAAUGACU